Molecule: messenger RNA, 3979 nt
Organism: Fopius arisanus
Lineage: Eukaryota; Metazoa; Arthropoda; Insecta; Hymenoptera; Braconidae
Gene: Nep1
Product: Neprilysin 1
Exons: 9
Coding region: 1-1797 (598 amino acids)
Biological process (GO): protein processing
Cellular component (GO): plasma membrane
Molecular function (GO): metalloendopeptidase activity
Source: RefSeq, a predicted model, not a curated record
AUGUAUUUCUAUCAAUCCCAUCCUGCAAGUUUAUUGUCAGCGAUGGAUAAAACGGCUGCGCCAUGCGUCGAUUUUUUUCAAUAUGCCUGUGGCACGUGGAACCACAUGCACGUAAUACCCGAGGACAGAAGCUCUAUAAAUCCCUUUGAAGUACUCUCGGAUCAACUCAAAAUAAUCCUUAAACGUGUCCUCGAGGAGCCACCCAACAUGGAGGACAACAGUGCUAUUUUCAAGGCCAAGCAAUUUUAUAGAUCUUGCAUGGAUAUACCUCAAAUUCGAAAAAUUGGGGAUGUUCCACUGAAAGCAAUCCUUAAGGAAUUGGGAGGAUGGCCGGUGGUUGAAGGAGACAAUUGGAAGCCACCGCCCCAGAGCAUUGAAAUUCUUCUCGGACGACUGCGUGCGGAUUUCAAUGAAGGGGCCUUGAUGGAGCCGUGGGUUGGUCCCGAUGAUAAGAACUCCUCGACCAACAUCCUCCAGUUGGAUCAAAUGCAGUUGGCAUUACCGAGUCGUGAUUACUACUUGAAUUCGAGCAGCGAGCGAGAGCUACGUGCUUACCAUAAUUACAUGACGAAUGUGUCAGUACUUCUGGGUGCAGAACCAAAAAGAGCUCGCAUUGAGUUUGAGUACGUGAUUGACCUCGAAAAGGAAUUAGCUAAUGCAUCAAUGCCAGAGGCAGACAGACACGACACAUCCCUGAUUUAUCAGAAAUUAAAGCUCAAGGAAUUGCAACGUAGAAUUCCACAAAUCAAAUGGAGACUUUAUCUGCAGCAAUUUUUAAAUGCCUCAGCAUUCACUGACGAUGAACCCGUUGUGUCUUAUGCAAUUUCAUAUCUAAUCCAGAUGGGGAGAAUCAUCGAAAAAACCGAUCGAAGAACUCUUCAUAAUUAUCUUCUCUGGCGGUUAGUUAUGUCAAUAAUGCCCCACAUGAUCGACGAAUACCAACAAAAACGUGUGGAAUUCCGUAAAAUUCUCUCAGGAAUUUUGAGCGAACGAAAUCGCUGGUCCCAGUGCGUCGAGUGGACCAACAAGAAAUUGGGAAUGGCCGUUGGGGCCUUAUUCAUCCGAGAUAAUUUCAAUCACGAGAGCAAAGUGACUGCUCUUGAGAUGAUUCACACGAUUCGCGAGGCAUUCAAUGAACUUCUAGCAGAGAAUCAUUGGAUGGAUGAGGAAACACGAGCUGUUGCCAAAAGCAAAGCUGAUUCUAUGAACGAGAGGAUUGGGUAUCCCGAUUUUUUGAGGAACUCGGUGGAACUGGAAAAUGAAUAUUUGAUGCUGAAUAUCACUGAGGACCAUUUUAUCGAGAAUGUUUUUGCUGUUUUGAAAUACGAUGCUCACCACAAUCUUCAGAAACUUCGACAACCAGUGGAUAAAGAUAAAUGGUCAACAGAGCCAGCAGUGGUGAAUGCCUUCUAUCAUCCGAACAAAAAUGAUAUUGUAUUUCCAGCGGGCAUUCUCCAGCCUAUCUUCUACUCCCAGCACUUUCCCAAGUCUCUGAAUUACGGUGGGAUAGGCGUGGUGAUUGGGCACGAGAUUAAAUGGGUAACGACACAUGGUGAAGAACCUCGCCUCCCUGGCAUAAAUCUAACUCACGAUCAACUAUUUUUUCUUAACUAUGCGCAAAUCUGGUGUGGCUCGAUGACGCCUGAGGAUGCAUUAACAAAAAUUCGCAGUAGCGUUCACUCCCCAGGACCUUUCAGGGUCCUCGGUCCACUCUCCAACAGUGAAGAUUUCGCCAGGGCCUACAAUUGUCCCCCAGGUUCCCCGAUGAACCCCAUCCACAAGUGCAGCGUCUGGUAAUCAUAUUUAUUUAGCCAGAACCAAAGGAUAAUCAAAUAUAUGGAAAUUAAAAUAAAAAAUAAUCAUAUUGAAUAAUUGCAUAAUUGAACGGGGGACCGAAGCAUCCCAAUGUGUUUCUAAGAGCUUUAUAACUGACAAUGUUCAUGCAUUGAUUAUUCAGUCUUCAGGGCUUGAAUAAUUGUGUAAAAUCCGUGGUCAAAUCACAUUACAGUAUAAUUUUCAAUUAUUUCACAAAAAAUAACGUGAACUCCAUAAGUUCCAGUCAAGGGCAAUCUCUUGAAAUUUGUAGGUAAAAAAUCUAAAAAUAUAAUUUAUCGGUGACUCAUUUUUCUGCAACUCAACCACUGGGGCACCCGAAACCUAGAAAUCGGGGAUUAUUUAUUGUACCACAUUUGUUGGAUGAAGAAAGUAAAUUUAAUAUAAUUUUUGAAAAAAAACCAAGUGGAAAAUUCACAAAAAAUAUACAUAGACUUAAUGGAUGUUCAAUGUCUCUGCACAAUUGUUUUAAUAUAAAAGCAAAAAAUUCAUUGGACGCUAGAAUUAAUCAUCGUUAAUUGAAGGGGGUGAUUGAUAAUUUGACGAUUGAAUUUAUUCAGCAUUAAGUGGAGAUUGUCUCGACAAUUUUUGACCAGAAAAUAUCUAUGAUUUGUUUUCAAUUUUCAACGUCGUUAAACAUUGAAAAAUAUUUAGUGGUUGAAAAAUUAAUCAUGGUUCGGUGAAAAAAUAAUUGAUACUUAAGUAUUUAAAUAAAAAGAGCAUUUCAUGUAUUUGUUGAAAGUUUUACUCUAAUAUUGUAACAUAUUAUCGAUACAUAGCAGCAUGGACCAUGCCUUGCCUGUUUCUAUGUGAAAAAAAUGAGGAAAAGAAAGAGCAGAAAUAUAAAUAUUAUACAAUAUACGAAGGCUUCACUCAUUAACUCAUCAUCAAUCCUCCAACGAUGCGGUACUCUCACGAUAUUGAUCCAUCAAUCAGCAUAAAUAAUCCAAUUAUUUUCAAUGGCAUAUCUGUCAUUGAAUCCCACGCUAUUCACCUCGCCCCCUUAUCUCUCUGUAUAAAAAGGUAAAUUUAAUUUCGAUUUGUACAUAUUGCACGCUCCAAUAUUAAUCACCUAAUCAGUAAUAAUUAUCAUUAAAUUAAUCAUUGAUAACAAUUAAUGCAUAAUCAUACGCAAUUCAAAUACUUCUAAAGAAACAGGGAAUCAGUUGUAAACGGAUGAGAGAAGAUCAAUUCAAAGGUUAAAUAAAAUUCAACUAUCUCCACCACAAUAAUAUCCCCGAACAAAAAAAAAAUAUCAAUCGAAUUAAUCUUCUUCCGUGAAUAAAACCCAAAAUUUAACACAAACUCCACUAAUAGUCACUCGUUCAUUACUUCACUUCACUUUAUUAUUCUUUUAAUAAUCUAUAAUCAUUACUCAUCAUUCCCCUCAACUCUUUACCCGCCUAUUAUGCCACUUAAAUACAAAUGUGUCUGGUUCGUCAUCAACCACUCGUGUAACGUGUACGUGUAUUUUCAUUAGUAUUAAACUAAAAAUUAAUUAAAUUUUAAUUAAAAAUAAUAUUAGCAUUUUAUCAUUUCAUUAUCAUGCAUAAUGAAUUAUUAUUCAUCAUAAUAAUACAAUAACUAGAGCCACCAACUGCUCCUGUACAAUGUUUAUAUGCGGACAUUUUGUUUUAUUUUCUAUUUCAUUCCAUCUCAGAAUAACUCCGAUCACUUUUCAUUGCUCAAUGAUGUCCCUCUCCCUUUUCCCUUUUUUUUUUCCUAUUUUCAUGUCAAUAAUGCGCACUGAGCCGCGGAAAAUUACACGAUACGAUGCCGCUUGUUACAUUAAAAUAAUGUUAAUAAUUACAAAAUCUACAUUUUUAUUUUCGGUAAUGUCUCGUUAAUUCAACCAAUUUUCCGUCCCCUGUGUUUCUGAGAUCUGAGAUUUUUUGGUGUUUCCGAAGAGAAAUUAUCCAUCAACCAAUUGUUUAUACAUUUUAUGUGAAAAAAGGGGACGAUUUGGUAGUGAAAUCAGCAGUUAAAUGUAAAACGGGUCAAAUAGACUCUUAUUAACAAUCAGGUUUUUCCGUGAAAUCUCCAUCAAAUUUUGAGGGAUUUGAGAAAAAUCUGAUCGAUCAGAAGAAUCGAAUUGUCGUUUUGCUACUGAAGUCAUCGAUUGAGGAAAAUCCUCUCGGUCAAUAUA